Penicillium concentricum is the source of this 1080-nucleotide messenger RNA. Its product is annotated as Zn(II)2Cys6 transcription factor domain-containing protein. The record is from RefSeq and is a predicted model, not a curated record. Lineage: Eukaryota; Fungi; Ascomycota; Eurotiomycetes; Eurotiales; Aspergillaceae. Gene Ontology annotation, biological process: regulation of DNA-templated transcription. The transcript has a single exon. Gene Ontology annotation, molecular function: DNA-binding transcription factor activity, RNA polymerase II-specific; zinc ion binding. The coding region runs from base 1 to 1080 and encodes 359 amino acids.
AUGCCGCGCCAAACGGUGGAAACACCCAUACGUCACUCAUGCGACCGUUGCCAUAGUCAGAAGCUGCGAUGUACACGUACCGGCAUCGAAAAUACAGGUGCAUGCAUACGCUGCCAGCGCAAACAUGUACAAUGUAUCUAUAGCUUCGCCCUACCCGAGGGCCGACCAAGCGUGUACGAGCCUAUCGAUGCAGAUCAUGAUCCACCGUCAACUCCACUUCCACCGUUAACUUCACCUCCACCCGCAUCUCCCAGGGCGAUACAAUCUCAAUAUACUGAUGUGCGAAGUAUUAUUAGUGAAGCUAGCAGUAGCGGAUCUGAUUAUGAUGUCGUCAUUGGGCAACUUUCCCAACUCAGCAUUCGUCUCUCGAGAUUGUGUCGCUUAGCCGAAGAGCUCGCGAGCCCAUCACGAUCUUCAAUUCAACCUGGACAUGAACGAGUUUGUGUCAGUAGUGAGCCACUCAUAGAUGCUACUGCUUUUGAUUCGGUUGCCUUGUGGCUUGCCCACGGCUCUACUGGCUUCAGUUCAUUCGAGUCGACACGAUCUCCAAAUGGUCAACCAACACAGGAGCCCGAUAUCAAAACGCCUGGUGGUAUGCUUUACUAUCUCUUCUCGGCUUCGCAGUUUAUGUUAGAAAUCCUAGGAGAUCUACACCCGAAUGUUGGAGCUAUGUUCACGACCACUAUACCAUCGCCGAUGGAAUUCAAUCCAUUCGACAACGUCAUCUGUCAUCUCUCUAUCGGCUGUUAUUCCUCACUCAUGAAUAUUUAUAUCUCAGUAUUAGAUAUUCUCGAGCAUGAUGCAAAACUAAGCAAUCAGGCGGAUAGGGCAGUACUGGGUGAUAUUCAGCUCGUCUCUAUUGUGCAGAUAUGCUCUUACCUCAUCGAGCGACAGAACCAAGCGAUUGGUUUAUACCUAUCCGCUGAAAGCUCUACUGUCUCGCCAUGGCAAGAUCUGAUGGCCAAAUCAAAUAGACCUGUCUUACAAUCCCCCGAUACUGCUACAAGAGAGGACAUGAGGUGCUUGGAAAUGGAACUCCAGCAGCGACUCUCGCGACUACAGCAAAUUCUGUGUUUUUGA